This is a messenger RNA of Wickerhamiella sorbophila, 1023 nucleotides long. Its product is annotated as UBX domain-containing protein 3. The record is from RefSeq and is a predicted model, not a curated record. NCBI's taxonomy places the organism in Eukaryota, Fungi, Ascomycota, Dipodascomycetes, Dipodascales, Trichomonascaceae. Gene Ontology annotation, cellular component: cytosol; nucleus. Gene Ontology annotation, molecular function: ubiquitin binding. Bases 1 to 1023 code for a protein of 340 amino acids. The transcript has a single exon. Gene Ontology annotation, biological process: proteasome-mediated ubiquitin-dependent protein catabolic process; autophagosome assembly; nuclear membrane reassembly.
AUGUCCGUUCAAGACUUCGUGGCGGCUACGGGCGCGCCCAUUGCGACUGCGGAACGAUACAUGUCUAAAAAUGGAGGGGAUCUCCAAGGAGCAUUGGCAGAGUAUGCGUCACAGAGGCGCAGUCGACCUGCGGGCGGAGUGACGUCGUUGCGCGAUCUCCAGAACCGCGAAAACAGCGAUGAUCCGAACCACCUGUUUACGGGGGGCGAGCGUUCGGGACUCGAAGUGGAAGGCCCAGGAAGCCGCGGCAGAAACAGAGCCGAUGGUGGCCCCGACAUUGUCGGCCGCAUUAUUGAUCAGGCCCGCAAUAUGGGUCCGAGCCUGGAAGAUCUCAGCGACGACGAGCUCGGAUCACACAACAGUCGCCAUCCGUUUACUAGCACAGCCGGGUUUCGUUUGGGCACACCCGAUACUACCGGCGGGCCGGUGACCAGUGCAGUGCAGGAGCCCGAAGCAACGCCGCAGCGGGUCAAGCGGACCAUCUAUUUUUGGCAGGACGGAUUCAGCGUUGACGAUGGAGAUUUGUACCGUUACGAUGAUCCAACAAACGUGCGCUAUUUGGAGUCGAUCAACUCUGGCCAGGCACCUCUCGAAGUCCUGGGGGUGGUCUCCAACCAGUAUGUGGAUGUUCGCGUCGAACAGAGAAUGAAUGAGCCCUAUGUGCAGCCUAAACGCAAGCCCACAUUCGAGAGUUCCGAGGGCCAACGGCUGGGAACCAUGGGACCCUCGUCGACGCAGGCGUCGAUGCCUCCCCAGGCAGAAUCCGGUUCUUCAGCGGCGGUUGAGGACGGACCAGGCGGAGAUACGCUGAUUCAAGUGCGCCUCGCAAACGGCCAACAGCACCGCGCCCAUUUUGAUGGUCAGGGCACUAUUCAGCAGCUGUAUGAUUAUGCUGAUGCUCUCAACGGCGACAGAGCGUUUGUGAUGAGCACCAUGUUUCCCAUGCGUGCUCUCGAUGAUCGCAGCGAGACCUUGGAAAAGGCUGGCCUUAAAAACUCGGUUGUUGUUCAACGGUAUACUUAA